AUGUAUCGAACAGCAGAAAGACCGGCUCCUCUCGAUUUCCUUCUACCGUCACCACACCCAAGCUACAACAUCGACAGGAGGAAAGAUAUAGCCCAAUUUCAUUCCCUCCCUCACCUACCUCCAGUCUACCUCGAGGCACCGAUCAGAGAGGGACUUCGAACACCUCCGACCGACGAAAUGGCAACUGCAUACCAAAAUUCCAAUUUCACCCACGGCUACCCUGCCAGCGGCAGGAGUUCUGAAUACCUGUCGGUGGAGAGCACUCCAAGCAGCUAUGGUGGAACAUAUAAUCACAAUCCCCCACAGCAACAAACAAGACAAUACAUGUCAAUGAUACAACCGCCUCCUGCUUCAGCUUCGACAUUGCGGAAGGAGGUCCAGGCUCCUUUAGCAGUCAUCUCUCAACCCCCAAGCCCCGAACCCGCCCAGAGAACGAGUUACUUAUCUCACGAUGAGCCAUCUCGCAGAAAAAGUACGACCGAUACGAUUCGACCGAAUAUGCAGAUACCAAAAUCUAUCAGUCCAACUGGUGGUAGUUUGGCCGAGUUCGCAGCUCAGAUUACAUGCUUAUUUUGGUUCGAAUCGACCGACACUCUGCAAAAAGCGGAGAGAGAAUUACCACCCACUGCCACUGUGAAGAAACUGGAGAAAGAGGCUCUUCCGUCUAGUGGGUUUCGUAAAUGGGUUGUUACAAUUCUGUCGACGACCCAGGUCACCGAAAAUGUCAUCAUACUCGCACUUCUAUUCAUAUACCGACUGAAGACCAGCAAUCCAGCAGUCAAGGGCCGAAGCGGUAGCGAGUAUAGGCUCUUGACAGUAGCCUUGAUGUUGGGGAACAAAUUCCUUGAUGAUAAUACCUACACGAAUAAGACUUGGGCAGAGGUUUCGGGUAUCGCGGUUGGCGAAAUCCAUGUCAUGGAAGUCGAGUUCUUAAGCAACAUGCGAUACAGUCUCUUGGCGUCGAAAGAGCAGUGGGCAGACUGGCACGAGAAGCUGAGGAAUAUUCGGAACUACUGCAACAGAGCAGCGGAGGCUCCUACCCAAGUUUCUCCACAGACCUACAUGACUCUGCACCCCAAUCUACCCUCUCCACCUUCAACACAAACAUCCCCUCCUACGCACCCACACCUACCACCGUCUUCGUCCUUCAUGAAUGGUCAUCAAUGGCCUGUCAACAAUUCUCUUCCUCCUAUUUCUUCGCCACUCACAAAUCUGCCGGAAUCGGAGUACAGAGGAUACACUCGGAAGCGAAGCUACGAUGGAGAAGCUGACGAGCCUGUGGCAAAACGGGUCACGAGACCUCAAACAGGACCGCUUCAGCAUGGCUCAACCAUUCCUUCAUUGAGGCAAGAUGCUCGUCGGCUACCAGUUCCUGACUUGACAAUCUCAACCAGCCAGCCUAUGAGCAAUGGAUACAGUGCUUCAACGACCAUGUCGCAGAACGCUCCUGUCCUGCCUCCUCUAAGUGGACGGGCCAUGUCAACAGUCUAUGCUCCGUCUACACCGUCGUCUUGGACACCGAUUCCUAUACUCACUCCAAGCGGUCACACUACCAGUGGAUACUCAACUCCCUCUCGUCACCACAGCCCACAUUCCGUACAAGAGCUUCUAUCGUAUGGAUCCUCCCCAAUUUCUGCGAAUUUCCCCAGUCACAUUCCUGGACACUCUUCCCCUUCGAUCUUCCUUCAACAACGUUCAUCACCAUACAAACCUAUCCGACAUGUCAACACUCUUCUCUACCCCCCUCCAUCUGCAUCGAUGCACGAUUACUCUAUCAACACAGAUCAGAUGCAUUAUCAACCUUUAGGAAAGAGAAACGACUAUCGAGCAGGCAUUGUUCCCGACUAUUCCCACCCAAACCAUCAAUGGCCGGCCCUGCGUCAACCAAACUUCCACGCUUAA
Molecule: messenger RNA, 1902 nt
Organism: Cadophora gregata
Lineage: Eukaryota; Fungi; Ascomycota; Leotiomycetes; Helotiales; Ploettnerulaceae
Exons: 3
Coding region: 1-1902 (633 amino acids)
Biological process (GO): regulation of cyclin-dependent protein serine/threonine kinase activity
Cellular component (GO): nucleus; cyclin-dependent protein kinase holoenzyme complex
Molecular function (GO): protein kinase binding; cyclin-dependent protein serine/threonine kinase regulator activity
Source: RefSeq, a predicted model, not a curated record